UGCAUUCAUUCUGUAGGUCCUGUGUAUAAUACUGUGUGUGUGUGUGUGUGUGUGUGUGUGUGCAAAAUAAAAUAAAAUGUUUCUUCUGAAUAUUGUCCGGUAGAUGCAGUGUUAUUACCCAGUUACUGCUUACAAUUUGCUUAUGGAUCACUUGCGCUGAGCUGCUGCUGUAGCGUGUAACCCUAACUUUCUUCAUCGGUGACCCUAGUAUUGAAGCAAACGUUCAAGGCAAGAAAAUAACCAAGAAAGUAUGCAGACCACUCAUUUCACAGCUCCUUUGUGCCAAUAACUUGUCUCGUGCCAAUGUGCCUUUCAUUUGCAUCAUAAGACACUCCGUUUUACCAUAAUUACACCUGUAGGUAAAUAGCAACAAAUCGCGUACCUUUGCAUUUACAAAGUCCAACGUUAUUGUAAACUGUGGAUUCUGUGGCACGGCAAAAUGCGUUAAAAAAAGACAGAGGCUUUGAUCAAAUCGAGGCAUUGAGACAUAUUUGUAAAAGUUUAGCAAACUGGUUUUAAUUCUGCAAAAUGCAAUUGCAAGACUGAAUUAAUGAACUGGGGAGGGGAGGGGGGGGUACUUUUUCUACAGCAGGGUGUGUUCAUUUAUAAGCAUGAAACUACAGGCUGUUUGAUCAACCACAUGGGUGACAGCAUCAGGGUGAAUUUGACUGCGUGAUUAUAUACCGUAAAUGUAAACUAGUAAAUGACUUGCAAUUAAUAUUCAGUGUGAUUUCUUUGACUCUAUUUUCAAUACCCACUGCUGUGUAUUUGGACCCAAGUGCAUUUUUCAGUGUGAAUUAAGGAAAGAUCUGCAACACAGGCAAACGUUUUGUAAGCCGUCCUGCUGAUGCGAUGCGUGCCCAGCUGGUAAUAGCAGGUGGCAAAUGGUUAUAACAAAUUUGUUCUCAGUUCAGCCGGUCCCUUUGUGGGGGGGAGCUGGAGCGAAUGAUCUGGCACUGCGGUGCAGGUGGUAUUGAGGAAGGGGUUGCAGAGCUGUGCCAUGCUGCAUGGGAGUCCACACCAUGCUCCGUGCCACGUAUAAAAGCACAGUAAGGGUCCCCUGCCACUCUCUGUGUCUGAUCGCCUCUUACUGUCACUUUCCACUUCUCCUCUGUAGCGCCAAUGUGCCGAAUGCUGGUUUUCUUUGAGAAAUGGCAGGAGGAAAUUCAUCAACCAGCCGGACCUCCACAGAAAAGACUACAGUAUCAACCACACUGCCGACUCACUCCUUCAGUCAAUUCCAGUACAUUGCCGUUGGCUUGGCAGCAGUUGUGUUCCUGGUCAUUGUUAUUGUGGCCGCUGUGUUGUAUAAUAGGUACAGGAGGCUGAGUCAGACCAUUGAGGAGAUGAGGAGGAGAAGGGUUUUCAUUGACACUGAAGAGGAGGCGCCAAUCCCCCCGAGUCCUGACGACUCCCAGCCCACACAGAAGCCCCCAGCAGACAGCCUGCUACCCCUGGAAUGCAGCAGGGCUGCAGCGAGACCACUGUGGAGCCCAGCAGUGCCAGCUCCAUGCUUCACAGUGAAUGACCUUUCCCUCCUGGAGGUUCUGAAGAUCGGGAAGCAGGGUCGCUUCUACAAAGCCAAGCUGAGCCGGGGCACCUGCAAGGGACACAAGCUCGUCACCUGCAAGAUCGUCAAGGAAGGCAUCAGCAUGAAGCGUGUGGAGAGUGAGGUCUCUGUGAUGAAGAAGCUGGGGUCCCACAACAACGUGCUGCAGCUGCUGGACUGGAACACCAGCCACGAGCCCUACGUGCUGGUCAUGGAGUAUGUGAGCUUCGGCACUCUCAAGACUUUCCUGCAGACACACAGAGCUCAGCUGAGCGACACCCCAGACCUGCAGUACCUGCUCACUAUCGCUGCCUAUCACAUUGCCCUGGCCAUGGAGCACAUCCGCAGCAAGAUGGUGGUCCACUGCGAUCUGGGUCUGAGGAACAUCCUGCUGGGCCGGUUCCCUCACCAGUGCAAGGUGGCUGAGUUUGGAAUGGCCAGAGACUUCUCCCGCUUCAAGAGCUGCAAGAGCAGCCGCAAGAAACACAAGAUGGUCGGAGUGCCCCUUCGCUGGUACCCUCCUGAGUAUUUCAAAAACAACUACUACAGCUUCAUGGGAGACGUGUGGUCCUUUGGCAUCCUGCUGUGGGAGAUGGAGACUUUGGGACAGUUACCCUACUCGGAGCUGCACUCGUCAGAGGAGGUGGUAUUUCACAUCUGCUCUGGAUACAGACUGCAGAGGCCAGAGAGCUGCAUGACUCAGAUUUUCCAGGUGAUGACAGAUUGCUGGUUGGAGCCCCCUUCCCUCCGCCCUUCCUUCUCUGACAUUGUCACGCGCCUGGAGAACGUUAUUGACAGCGACUCGGAUUAUAUUCAGGUCGAUGCGGAGGACCGGGACGCUGUGUUUAAUGACAGAUACAGGGCAGUUAAAGGAAGAAUCCCCUGUGAGAAUGAGGCUGAAUGAGGCUGGCUGGCAGAUACAGAGACUCCAGGACCAGACCAUUGUCGUGGAGCGAGAUCUUCCGAUGUAUUUCUCAUGCAAUCCCAACUUCGUGUCCCGCAGGGCUCGUUUACACAGGCAAUACUUGCUAGGGUUGACUUGGAAAUGUGCUGGAAAGUCUUGAUUGAAACUUUCUUUUUAUUGUAAGAUAUUUUUAAGACUCCCAUUGCAUAGCAGUUUGAAGCAUUCCUGGUUUUACUGUGUUU
Messenger RNA from Polyodon spathula (Mississippi paddlefish), 2695 nucleotides. RefSeq names its product tyrosine kinase receptor Cad96Ca. Gene Ontology annotation, cellular component: signaling receptor complex. The transcript is spliced from 11 exons. Gene Ontology annotation, biological process: multicellular organism development; protein phosphorylation; cell surface receptor protein tyrosine kinase signaling pathway. The coding region runs from base 1152 to 2453 and encodes 433 amino acids. Gene Ontology annotation, molecular function: transmembrane receptor protein tyrosine kinase activity; ATP binding. Lineage: Eukaryota; Metazoa; Chordata; Actinopteri; Acipenseriformes; Polyodontidae. The record is from RefSeq and is a predicted model, not a curated record.